Lycium barbarum (goji berry) is the source of this 459-nucleotide messenger RNA. Its product is annotated as protein argonaute 12-like. The transcript is spliced from 4 exons. The record is from RefSeq and is a predicted model, not a curated record. Bases 1 to 459 code for a protein of 152 amino acids. Gene Ontology annotation, molecular function: nucleic acid binding. Lineage: Eukaryota; Viridiplantae; Streptophyta; Magnoliopsida; Solanales; Solanaceae.
AUGACAGACAAGGAUGGAAACACCUUGCCAGGGUUUGAAGGUACUGUGAUAGAUACUAAGAUGUUUACUGGUAUAGCCACGCUAAAAUCCGAGGUACUAGCCGUCCAGCUCAUUACUAGGUACUGGUUGAUGAGAACGGAUUCGGCGCAGCUACAAAUUGGCUAUGCUACAUAUGCAAGGUGCACACGUUCGGUCUCCAUGACUCCACCAGCCUAUUAUGCACAUUUGGUUAUCCGUUGUGCACGAUAUUACAUUGAGGAUAAUGUGAGAGCGCGAGAAACUCGAUCCUCUAUAAGAAGAACCGUGAAAAAGAGAAAUAAGACUGCAAGCUGGGCGAGUGAAGGACUGAUCCGCAAGGGGAACAAGUGGGAAUCUGGUUCUCAGGGGGAACUUUCUGUAAAGCGUGCUGCUGAAAAAUACAAUGCAGCUGUACAGCAGUACCUCAGCAAGGCCGAUUGA